CAUGCAGCAGCAACAUCAUAUUUCUGAUUGAGAACGAAGAUGACGCUGAACCACAGCAAAACCUGGCCGGUCAGCACGCUGGCCGUGGUCCAGCUAAGAGUGGAUCCCAAUGGUAGGACGUACAGCACGCAACUGGAGCCGGAAAACAAUCCCAUGCUCGAACCACAACAAAACCACGAAAUUCAAGAUGAAUCAGUACUCCCUCUGUGUCAUCGCAACGUGGAGAUGUUCACCAGGUCACAAAGAUGCAAGCAGUCUGCAAUUAGGACGGACACGAUUUCCACAGUCUUAGAUCACGAUCUUGAAGAUUUGGACGCAGAACCAACUGACAGAUUGCACGUGGUGGCUUUGGGACGUAUCGAUGAGGUCUCUAAUGGUGAACAGGAGACACGCAGACCCAGCAUCAAGGUGGACAAUUGGGAUCUGAUCUAUACUGAAAGAGAUUCGAGGAACAGGAAGAAGCUAUGCCCCGCGUGCACCGAGCUAGCAAGGAAACCAAUGAAACCCGCAACCUCUGAUCUUCUCCUGCCACCGGAUCUUCCCCUGGACGCCCGCAAGGCCACAACGCUUCGAAGGCAUUACUACCCGGAGGGCGGAUGGGGCUGGAUCAUAAUUGCCUGCACGAUCCUCGUGCACAUCCUGAACGUCGGUCUGCAGAUGUCCUGUUCCCAGCUGAUCACACCGGCUGCAGACAAGUUCAAAACUUCGCCCGUCCACAUUGCAGGUAAACGAAAAUCGCCGUGA
Messenger RNA from Nicrophorus vespilloides, 744 nucleotides. RefSeq lists its product as uncharacterized. The record is from RefSeq and is a predicted model, not a curated record. The coding region runs from base 40 to 744 and encodes 234 amino acids. The transcript has 4 exons. NCBI's taxonomy places the organism in Eukaryota, Metazoa, Arthropoda, Insecta, Coleoptera, Silphidae.